UCAAGAUAGACGCCAUUGUCGAACAAGCUGCGGAACGCACGAUACGAAACGUUGCGCAGGCAUGAAAAUGAUAAUGCACAACAUAUGAUUACAACGUCCAUGUUUGUGGCAUGAAUAACCACCUUGUAUCAAACCGAGUUCAACUGAAAUAACAUUUCACCGGUAUCCUGAUGGAUCUAUCGCAUCAAAAUAGUGGAAGAGCACCACGAAAAAUACUUUCAUGUGCUAUUUGUAAAAAGAAGUUUUAUACUGAUAGCGAAUUGUCCCAGCACAUGCUUAUUCACCCUGGAGAAAUACAUUAUUCAUGUAAGUUCUGUCCGAAGAAAUUUUUGUUGGAUAACGAUUUGAAAAUGCAUUUACGAGUUCACGCUGAAAAAAUUCCGAAUUCAUGCGACGUAUGCCUGAAGUCAUUUCCUUCGAAGAAGAUUUUGAUAUCUCACGGACGAGAACACACCGGAGAACAACCUUUUUCGUGUGAGCUAUGUCCGGAGAAAUUUUCUUGGAGGAGUCAAUUGAGAGAUCAUAGGCGUGUUCAUACCGGAAUAAAAUCUUUUUCGUGUAACGUAUGCCCAGAGAAAUUUUUUACGAAUGGUGAAUUGAAAAUACAUAUGCGAGUUCACCCUGUAGAAAAACCUUAUGCGUGCGACAUGUGUACGAAGAAAUACUCUUCGGAGAACAUUUUGAUAGCUCAUAGACGGUUUCACACCCGAGAAAAAGCUUUUGCGUGCGAGUUAUGUCCCAAAAAGUUUUCUUUUAUGAGUAAUUUGAGAAAACAUACGCAAGUUCACUCCGGAGAAAUUCCUUAUUCAUGUGAGGGUUGCCGGACGUCUUUUACUCGAAGAGGUAACUUAAAAUAUUGUACGUUUGAAAAUCCAUACCAGAGACACGCCUGUACAUGCCGUUCGAUGGGUACUCAUUCACAGCCACUAGAUUUUCGUUCGACGUGUGUCUGAUGCCAUUCCUUUUUUUGUUAUAACCUUUGUUAUGUCCUCAUAUAAUCCAAUGUUAAAACAUUUCGUGUAUUAUUUGCAAUAAACAAUUUUUUUGCUUA
Messenger RNA from Sipha flava (yellow sugarcane aphid), 1051 nucleotides. Its product is annotated as gastrula zinc finger protein XlCGF67.1-like. The record is from RefSeq and is a predicted model, not a curated record. The transcript has 2 exons. Gene Ontology annotation, biological process: regulation of transcription by RNA polymerase II. NCBI's taxonomy places the organism in Eukaryota, Metazoa, Arthropoda, Insecta, Hemiptera, Aphididae. Gene Ontology annotation, molecular function: RNA polymerase II cis-regulatory region sequence-specific DNA binding; DNA-binding transcription factor activity. The coding region runs from base 171 to 953 and encodes 260 amino acids.